Racocetra persica is the source of this 2334-nucleotide messenger RNA. The record is from the annotation of a GenBank genome assembly. NCBI's taxonomy places the organism in Eukaryota, Fungi, Glomeromycota, Glomeromycetes, Diversisporales, Gigasporaceae.
AAUUCAUUGAUAAUCGUGAUGAGCUUGAUGAGUUGCCAUCUUCUUCCCGCGAAUCUCGGCGCAUGGCUAUGGAACUUGAUCGUAAGGCGCUCGAGGCAGAGAAUUUAGAUGCCGAAGAACUUGCUCAGCAAAUGAAUGUGCGUUAUGGUCGUCGCCGAGGCCAUCACAUUCAAUCUGAUUCUAGUAUACCAGUACAGUAUAUUCCAGAUGUACAUCAACCAAACAUGUUUGUUAUCAGAUGUAAACCAGGAAAAGAAAAAGACGUUGUUAUUCAAUUUAUGAAACAAUUCAAAGAGAGCGAGUACUCUCAACAUCCACUUGAAAUUUUGUCCGUCACAUGUAGAGAUGCGUUAAAAGGAUAUGUAUACAUCGAAGCCUGGAAACUGGCACAUGUACAAAAGGCAAUGGCAAACAUAAAUAACCUAUUUUUAUCGCAAAUAAAACUUGUACCAUUGGCCGAAAGAACACAUGUAUUGACAAUUAAAAGGAAAGAUGUUAAGCUUAAAGAAGGCUCAUGGGCCAAAGUAAAAAAAGGAAAAUACGCUGGUGACUUAGUUCAGAUUGCAGUUGUUUACGAAGAGGGUAGUAAUGAAGUAAGAAUAAAAUGCGUCCCGCGUAUUGAUGAGAAGGAUGCAAAAACGAUGUCUGUUAAUCCGUCAAAGCGAAAAAAAUCCGCAUCUACAUCGACAGUCAAAGUCUAUGAUAGAGGUUAUUCGGAAAAAGAUAUAAAAAUCACAAAUCUAAAUCUGGAUGUGAGUCCAACAAUGGAUGAGAUUACGCUGUUCCUUUCAGCGGCUGAUACAGAUGAGAAUAAUAGGUCUGAAUCAUCGCUUGGUUUGCCCACGAAGGUUAGAUUCGCACCUGGUGACGAAGUUGAAGUUAUAAUGGGAACGGAGCGUGGAAUUUAUGGUAUUGUGGAUAGAGUGGAUAAAGACCGUGUCACUUUCACUCGUCAUAAAUCCACACAGCAAGUGACUUUCCUCGCAGAUUCACUAGCAAAGAGAUUCAAUAUAGGAGAUCAUGUUCAAGUGCUUAAUGGAUCUCAUCAAGGAGAAGCCGGCAUGGUUGUCAAUAUUGACAAAAGUAGAAGCCAAAUUACUCUAUUAUCUGAUAUGUCUAUGUCAGAAAUUAAAGUGUUCUCUAAAGAUCUAAAGAAAAUAUCAGAAUCUACAAAUGGGAAACCGUCCGGUGCCGAGUUCGAGUUACACGAUUUAGUUAAACUCAUUUCAAAUACUGUGGGCGUGAUUGUUAAUGUUGAUGCGAAUUCUUAUCGUGUGGUUGAAUUAAAGGAUGGUGUUGGUGUUCUCUCUGAUUAUAAACAGGAAGAAAUAAUUGGAAAAGAAGAUCCAAGACCAUCAGCAACGUCUCUUGGAAAAAACCAAGUUGUUUUGAAAGUAGGAGACACAGUUCAAGAUAGCAGAAAUGAGAACCGUGAAGGUAAAAUACUUUAUAUUUACCGAAAAUAUGCCUUUGUAUUAAGUCGCGGCGGUUUUGGCGAAGAUGGGGGUGUAUUCGUAGUCGAAUGUAACUCGCUUACGAAUAAUAAUACAAGAACGGCUGGAAUCGCCCUUGAUAAAUUAAAUCCAGAAGUAUUCUCUGCCCCUGAUCCACUUAUAGGACAAACGGUUACUAUUAUAAAAGGGCCUUACAAAGGCUUUAUUGGUAUUGUAAAGGAAACGACUGUGUUAAUGGCGCGGGUAGAGUUACACACUAAUUGUCAGAUUGUAAAUGUAGAGAAGACUAAGCUGCAUACUAUUGAUGCAAAUGGCAAUAGUCGGCCUGUUGUUUCCGCACAAGAUGUUUCAGCGGGCAGAAAUAGUCGAGAAUAUAGUCCAGCACCAUCAAAUUAUUCAGGUUCUAGCUGGCAAUCAAGCAGCGCAAGAACACCUUCUUCAUGGAACGGUUCACGAACUCCCACUUGGCAUAAUGCAAUGACUCCAAACUCAAAUACUACUGAAGGAUCACGCACACCAUCUUCAUUUGCUGAGGGAUCUCGCACACCGGCGGUUCAUUUUAGCGAAGGAUCUCGCACGCCUGCUUGGGAUCUUGAUAGCAAAACUCCUGCUUAUAAUGGUAUUGAUGGUUCGAGAACACCUGCCUGGGAUAUUGGAAGUAAAACUCCUGCAUAUGCUAUAGAUAGUGGAACUCGCACUCCAACGUGGGAUAGUGCAUUUCCAGCAACGCCUGCAGCUGAAACUCCAAGCUUUACAGCGCCAACACCUGCGGCUGAAACCCCAGGAUUCACAGCUCAAACACCUGCAGCUGACACUCCAGCAGCAUUCUCAGCUCCAACGCCUGCAAAUACGGGAAGUCUAAUGGUUCCCUCUACACCAG